Molecule: messenger RNA, 2026 nt
Organism: Sturnus vulgaris (Common starling)
Lineage: Eukaryota; Metazoa; Chordata; Aves; Passeriformes; Sturnidae
Gene: RORB
Product: RAR related orphan receptor B
Biological process (GO): regulation of transcription by RNA polymerase II
Cellular component (GO): nucleus
Molecular function (GO): RNA polymerase II cis-regulatory region sequence-specific DNA binding; zinc ion binding; melatonin receptor activity
Source: RefSeq, a predicted model, not a curated record
UAACGUAACUCCUUUCCUCCUCCUCCCUGCUCAGCCCCUCGCCGCCGCCCGGCCGCUCAGGCGCCCCCCGCAGAGGCUCCGCCGCGGGGCGGCCGCCCCAAGCAGCGCGCCCGGCGGCGGGGAGCCCGCGGAGCCGCGCCCCGCGGAGCCGCCGCGGAGGAAUGGUUUUCCCGGUGGAGCGGAGCUGCGGCGGCUGCCACCUUCGCGGGUGUUGAGACGGGAUUUGUGCGGUGCGGUUCCUGGGCUCCUAGCUUCAUGACUGCGCGGAGCGGGGAACCAACACCAUGCGAGCACAAAUUGAAGUGAUACCAUGCAAAAUUUGUGGUGAUAAAUCCUCUGGAAUACACUAUGGAGUCAUCACAUGUGAAGGCUGCAAGGGAUUCUUUCGGAGGAGUCAGCAGAACAAUGCAUCCUACUCCUGUCCAAGACAGAGAAACUGUUUAAUUGACAGAACCAACAGAAAUCGUUGCCAGCACUGCCGACUGCAGAAAUGUCUUGCCCUGGGAAUGUCUCGAGAUGCUGUGAAAUUUGGAAGAAUGUCCAAAAAGCAGAGGGAUAGCUUGUACGCUGAAGUGCAGAAGCACCAGCAGCGACUGCAGGAGCAGCGGCAGCAGCAGAGUGGUGAGGCAGAAGCCCUCGCCAGGGUUUACAGCAACAGCAUCAGCAAUGGCUUGAGCAAUCUGAAUAACGAAACUGGCAGCACCUACUCAAAUGGUCAUGUCAUCGAUCUGCCGAAGUCUGAGGGCUAUUAUAACGUGGAUUCUGCCCAGCCCUCCCCAGACCAGUCUGGGUUAGACAUGACUGGAAUCAAACAGAUAAAGCAGGAACCUAUCUAUGACCUCACCUCUGUACCAAACUUAUUUACCUGUAGCUCUUUCAACAACGGGCAAUUAGCUCCAGGGAUAUCCAUGAGUGAAAUCGAUCGAAUUGCACAGAAUAUCAUUAAAUCUCAUUUGGAGACAUGCCAAUAUACAAUGGAAGAAUUACAUCAGCUAGCAUGGCAGACCCACACGUAUGAAGAAAUAAAGGUUUACCAGAGCAAGACAAGAGAAGCUCUGUGGCAGCAGUGUGCCAUUCAGAUCACUCAUGCUAUCCAGUAUGUGGUGGAGUUUGCAAAGCGCAUAACAGGCUUCAUGGAGCUCUGCCAGAAUGACCAAAUUCUCCUUCUUAAGUCAGGCUGCUUGGAAGUCGUAUUGGUGAGAAUGUGCCGUGCCUUCAACCCACUUAACAAUACUGUUCUGUUUGAAGGAAAGUAUGGAGGGAUGCAAAUGUUUAAAGCUCUGGGUUCUGAUGAUCUGGUAAAUGAAGCGUUUGACUUUGCAAAGAAUUUAUGUUCCUUACAGCUGACUGAGGAGGAGAUUGCCUUGUUUUCAUCUGCUGUUUUGAUAUCACCAGAUCGAGCCUGGUUAAUAGAGCCAAGGAAGGUCCAGAAGCUUCAGGAAAAGAUUUACUUUGCACUUCAACAUGUUAUUCAGAAGAACCACCUCGACGAGGAGACAUUGACAAAGUUAAUAGCCAAGAUACCAACAAUUACUGCACUUUGCAACUUGCACGGAGAGAAACUGCAGGUAUUUAAGCAAUCUCAUCCAGACAUAGUGAACACACUGUUUCCUCCAUUGUACAAGGAGCUUUUCAAUCCAGACUCAACCACUGGCUGCAAGUGAAGGGGAUAAUAGAAUUUUCACGUAGUCAUGGAAUGCAUCACUAGUAAGACAAAAAGAAAUGUUUUCAUGAAGAAAUUAUAAAAAAUGUCACUACUGCAACACUAGGAAUGUCCUGCACUUAAUAGAAUUAUUUUUCACCGCUACAGUUUGAAGAAUGUAAAUAUGCAACUCUGAGUGGGGAUGUCGUUUUUCUCUUUUGUUUACUUUUUUGUUUGUUUGUUUUUGAACUGACAAUGAAUAUACAAAUAUAGGACACUGGGUGUUACCUUUUUUUUAAAUUUCCUUUUAUUGGGGGAUGUUUUGGGAGACAACUGUUCCUAGAAUUUUAUUGUAGAUAUACAUGAUAAUAGAGCAGUACUUUG